Molecule: messenger RNA, 1587 nt
Organism: Elaeis guineensis (African oil palm)
Lineage: Eukaryota; Viridiplantae; Streptophyta; Magnoliopsida; Arecales; Arecaceae
Source: RefSeq, a predicted model, not a curated record
UCUCUCUCUCUCUCCCUCCCUCCCUCCCUCCCCCCCCCCAUUUGAUCGUUGUUACUUCUUCCAUUAUCUUUAUGCGAGCAGAUCAUUGAGGCUGCGGAAAUUCCCUUAUCUGGUUGUUCGAGUGGAAGAAGCUUGUAUAGGCCUGCAGAGGAAGUAAGAUGGCAGUUAUAGAGGGACCAAUUAUUUGCCGUCCUGCUGUCCAACAUGCUAAGCAAGCAAGAGUUUCUGCUCCUAUAAUUAAUACUUCAUUAAUAAAGACUAGUCAUCUUAGAAGUGGAUUCUGGGGGUCUAAAGCUAGAUGCAGAAGUAUAACAAGAGUUGGAACUCUUUCUGUUCAACCUUGUGAAAGGAAAUGCUGGCCUGUUCGUUGUAGUUUCAGUUCAUCUUCUGAUGGUAAUGGCAGCAUGGCUGGGAACUUCAGUGAAAAUGAUGAAGAAUAUGUAAAUUCCAGUGUGAUUGAAGCAGUUGAGGUCAGAAGUGGAUCAGAUGGUUUCAUGAUAAAGAUGCGUGAUGGUACACAUUUGAGAUGUGUUCACAAUAAUCCUCAAGGAGGAAGCCUGCCGGACUAUGCUCCUCAUCCAGCCAUCGUACUAAAGAUGGAAGAUGGAAGUGAUCUUCUUCUUCCUAUUAUUGUCUUGGAGAUGCCAAGUGUGUUGUUAAUGGCUGCAGUUCGGAAUGUUCAUAUUGCUAGGCCAACUAUAUAUCAAGUAGUGAAAGAGAUGAUUGAAAAGAUGGGAUAUGAGGUACAACUUGUUCGAGUCACCAAAAGAGUGAACGAGGCCUACUUUGCUCAGUUGUUCCUUGCAAAGGCAAAUCCUGAUCUUUUCAAAUUGCCUUUUGUUAAUGUUAGCCGUAUCCUCGUGAAUGUAAAUCCUGAACUACAUCAUGUCCUCAUGCAGGUGGGGAAUGAAAAAGAGAGCAUCAGCUUUGAUCUUCGACCUUCAGAUGCCAUUAACAUGGCUGUGCGGUGCAAGGUGCCUAUACAAGUCAAUAGACAUCUUGCAUACAGUGAUGGGAUGCGAGUGAUGGAACCGCCUAAGUUGGCAGUGCAGGCUUCUCAGUCGGAUGGAAUGUUAUUCACAGAACUGGACAGGCCUGAUGGUCACCCUUGCUUGGAAACCAAGGAGUUCGGUUUGGUCCGUAACAUGCUGAUUGCUGCCGUUGAGGAAAGAUACAAAGACGCUGCUCGAUGGAGGGACAAGCUUUUUCAGCUGCGGUCCAAGAGAAAGAACCGGACGUGACAGACUGCUUUCUUUGCUGCAGUGUCCCCGGCUGCACACGAAGCCUGCGUUUGGAAGCAAGCAAGUGCAAACCUCACAUCCAUGGUAUAUCAUGCAUCUAGUACUUAGCCGCCACGCUUGUGUAUGCAUGUAUAGUUGCUUAUGCCAUGGUGGCAUAUAAGAUGGCAUGUGGCAAUAUGUAAAUAUUGAACUAUAGAACAUAUCCUCAGAUUAUAGACUCGUUUAUCUACUCGGUUUUUUAAUUUGCUCUUGCUUGUUUUCUUUUUUUGAUGGUUGGAGGCUAGGAAAGCAACCAUCUGUUCUUUAUCGAUAAGAGUAAUAUAUACAGCGAUGGUUACCAAGGGUC